Microplitis demolitor is the source of this 3121-nucleotide messenger RNA. It is a transcript of the gene Achl, whose product is annotated as la-related protein 6. The transcript is spliced from 3 exons. Bases 700 to 2574 code for a protein of 624 amino acids. Gene Ontology annotation, molecular function: mRNA binding. Gene Ontology annotation, cellular component: nucleus. Gene Ontology annotation, biological process: RNA processing. Lineage: Eukaryota; Metazoa; Arthropoda; Insecta; Hymenoptera; Braconidae. The record is from RefSeq and is a predicted model, not a curated record.
UAGCUGCUAUUAAUCAAUUGGCCUUGAAUUUACGCGUAAUCCUUUUGCCGAUGAUUGUUUAAUGUAUCCUGGAUUAUAGCUGCUCAAUAAAUAUAAAUAUAUAAUAUAUAUAUAUACUUAUUUAUUUAUUUAUAUAUUGGUUGAUUUAUGUCGUCUAAUUCUUGACCAGCAUUCCGGAAGGUCGCAAUCGCUAUCGAGGUCCUGUCGCGUCCCUGCAAGACGUCGUGGUGAGGGUCACAGAUGGGAGGAAGUUUAAAAAUGAUAUCCAAUGAUAGGUAGCUAUGUGGUUGUAUUAAUACUCUCAUAGGUGAAAAAUAUAUUGAUGCAGUUACAAUUCGAUGUCAGAUUUAUUUUAAAAAGUAUCGCGCGUGCGCGAGUACGGGCACCAGGGAAAGUAUUUAAAUAAGUUGCGGCACUUUUAAGUCGGAAGGCCAUUCUUGUCCUGACUGUCACGGCGAUCGUGCUAAAUCUUACGUAUUUAUCGAUUCCUUUUAUUGAUCGGUUUGAUUUUUCACUGCAUGGGUAGCUACAGAAAGUACCAGUGAGUUUUUUAUUUGCCUGUAAAUAUUGUACUCAAGUAAUUGUAAAAUGAUUUACAAGUGUUAUGACAAAUAGCAAUGGAAAGGUGAAGUGCAGUGGUAAAAAAACAAACUGCUAAUUAUUAUUUUUAAGUAAUUAGAUAUUUUUUAAUUAAAUAAAAUGGAUGAGCAAUCAGACAUUCAGCGGGAAUCGAUGGACGAGGUGGGCAAUCUGAUAUUCUCACCGCCGUUGAUGAGAAAAUCCGAUACUCGAGACAGUAUUUCGUCUAUUGACAGCGACGUCAGUUUGUCUUUUGACAGGCGAGGCUCCAAAAGUGAAGAUGCCGAUUUUUCGGAUUUAGGAAGUGGCGGUGAUGAACCCGAUCGUAUUUCGCCAGCAUUAUCAAGAGUAACGACUGUCACAACAACAACAGAGCCACAAGAGACGUGUCUUGAUAACGCUGAUGACAAUCAUGUAAAUAUUAAUGAAGAUGAUAAGAAUAAAGGUGAAUCUGACGGGUAUUAUUCAAAAAGUAGUGAUGAAGCGAGUGCUUUAACUCCUCCGAAUUCCCCGUCUAAUCAGCAAGAAGAGACAGCGGUAAUCUGUAGUGACGAAUUGGCGGAAAAGAUAGCCGCUCAAGUUGAAUUUUAUUUUUCCGAUGAGAAUAUUGUGAAGGAUGCGUUUUUACUUAAGCAUGUAAAAAGAAAUAAAGAGGGAUAUGUAUCGUUGAAACUUAUCUCGAGUUUCAAGCGAGUUAAACAUUUGAGCCGAGAUUGGAGAAUUGUUGGCGCAGCUCUUCGAGCUAAAUCUACUAAAUUGCAAGUAAAUGAACUGGGUACUAAACUAAGACGACGAGAUCCUCUUCCACAGUAUGACCAAACACUGCCAUCAAGAACAGUAAUCGCAGCAAAACUUCCGCUGGAUAAAUUGACCAUUGAAUCGGUAGCUGAAUUAUUCCGAAAGUGCGGCGAAAUCGCUCUUAUUCGUAUAUUAAGACCGGGACAUCCGGUUCCAGCAGAGGUUCGUCAAGCGAUUUCGAAAAAACAAGAGCUUGAGACCGAUGAAGAAUGUGCCUUAAUAGAGUUUACAGACUCUGCUGCUGCACGGGCAGCUCAGCAACUGACCUUGGGUGAAGCUGUGAUUUAUGAGCUUCAGCAGAUAUCAACAGGAGAGAAAAAACGUAAGCAGCAGCUGAGUCAACAACAAAACCAACUGCAAUCUCAACCGUCAAAAAAGAGUGUUGCAGCAAGGCUGUCUGCUGCGCGAGAAAAUGUUUAUAGUUCAUUAAAUUGCCCAAACAGUUCUGAAGAGGACAUUCGGAGCUCCAGAUUAAAAUCCAGCAGAAUUUAUCAGGGCAAAAGAGACAUGCCGCUACCUAGUCCUUACACUUGUCAUAGCCCACCGUCGCCAGAGCCUUGGCUGCCAAGACGAUUUUCUGCAUGUGCUAUUUCCGGAACAGAAAAUAAUUCACUUCUAUUCCGCCGACUCUCAACGUGUUCUAGCACAGGCUCUAGCUCAGACGUUUCAAGUUACUCUGGUAGACGUUUCUCAUCUUGUUCAUCUGGUUCAGAUACUAGUUUCGGUUCGCCUCUGUACCACCAUUCCCCUCAUCAAAGUCACCACAAUCUCUACCCUCCAUUUAAUUAUUGGCCUGGUCAACCAGCGUCUCGUCGAUUCUCAUGCUGCACACCUCCGAAUAUGACUCCUCCGAACAUAGGAGGCUACGGCUUUGAUUACCCCAACGGGGCAUUUUACCAUCAAACAGGUAGACGUGGGUCCGCAGAGUGUGGGACAUUUAUCAGAAGACUCUCCAAUUGCAGCAGAGAUUCUGGUUAUGAUGCAGGGUCUAGAAGACUCUCAUCUUGUUCAUCUGGUUCUGAUUCUUGUUCAGGUUUUCGUCCUCGUAGUAAUAGUGGAUUCGUCCUGAUGGCACAUUUGCCUGAAAAUGUAACCAGAUUACCAUCAGGACCUGAUGGAACUCGUGGCUUUGGUAGGAGUAAUUCUGCUGUUGAAACUUCAACAUCAAAAACUUCUGUUGAUCCGUCCUGUGGAUAAAUAAAUUGUAAUUACUAUUAAAUUUAUAAAUAUAUAAACAUGGUAUUUUUACUGGAAAUUGAUACUCAGUUGUGAAUAAUUUAGUCAAUAGCCACAUCAACUUAAUGUAAUUCAUUGAAUUAUUAUUAUUAUUGUUAUUGCGUGAUUAACGCGUACCGUUAAUUAAUACUUAGUAUGUACAUACAUUUAACGUACAUGGUAAAAUUAUUUUUAAUUGCACUUUGACCACUUAUGAGGCAGUGUUACAAUGCUUGAUUUUCUGUUGAUUUUUUUUCAAAGUAACAUUGACCCGAUUACCUGUGCUAUUGAUCAUCAGAAUUAUCAUGCUAUGAGAAUCAUUGAAUUGCGAGGCAGAUCGUUCAUACAAUGGGCCCCGCGUUGAGUCAAAAGGAGAAUUACCCUUGGAUUUAAAUGAUAAUCAAGGCAAUGUCAAAUGAGAGAAGAAAUUACUCUGUUUCAUUAUAGCCUUCACCUAUUCAACAACUUAAAUUAUUAAUCAUUAAUUAAAUAUAUAAAUUUAUCAUACUUGAGAAAAAAUUCAUUAAGU